Messenger RNA from Ogataea haglerorum, 2784 nucleotides. RefSeq lists its product as uncharacterized. Gene Ontology annotation, molecular function: RNA binding. The record is from RefSeq and is a predicted model, not a curated record. The transcript has a single exon. NCBI's taxonomy places the organism in Eukaryota, Fungi, Ascomycota, Pichiomycetes, Pichiales, Pichiaceae. The coding region runs from base 1 to 2784 and encodes 927 amino acids.
AUGACGCUAUACUCAGACUCGGUCUUCCAGCAUCAGCCGCUUCAGACAGUUCAAGCUGUGGACGAUGACAGACUCAUAGUCACCAUUCCCUUUAACUAUACCCAUUUCAUCAAACCAGCAAAUAUACUGCACGAGUCACUGGUGCCGUCAGACUGGAGACUUAUAGAGAGAGACGCUGUUUCGUCCUUUCCUUUUUUGCAGAGUCUGCCGGCGGGCACCAUGGUUUGCGAUAACCUCGAGAGCCUGAGAACUGUCGUCAACCACGCCAAUGAGAGAUAUGCCGCCUCGGGAAUAAUGACCAUUUUAAACGAGUUCAGAGGGUCGGAGAAAAAGCUCACUAUCUCGAUCAUCGGUAGCUACGCUUCCCAAAGAGAAAUGAACGAGAUCCGGUUGCGGAUUUUCCGCCAUUACUUUGAGAUCAUCAAACGCAAAGUCACGAUUGACUUCACGAGAAAUAACCACUGUUUUACAUCAAUCGGAAAAAUCAAAGAGGAAUUGACGCUGUUUCUCGAUGAGGUGUCUCUCUAUAACAAAUGCUCCAUCUAUAUCACUCCUUCCAAAGAAAGCUCCUCCAAAGUUGACAUAGUUAUUUUGGGCAGCCAGGAUUGUUCAACUGUAGCCGAAAACAAGGUGAGACUGUUUAUCGAUAACUUGAACCCUCUGGUUCACUGCGAUUACAUAGAGAUCGAAUCUUUGUCUCUGCUACCGUUGAUUGGUGGAACCGAAUUCUCCAAUUUCAAAAACAUUGUCAAGAGAACUCACUGCCACAUCUACCUGCCAAACUUGACCCCAGAACUCUACUUUAACAAUUCAUUGGAUACGGAAUUACAGAAACCAACCAUAUACAUAACGGGACCAAAAUCAUUGGUGCUGUUAACCAAAUACAUGUUGUCGGACAUCAUUGAGAAGAUCAAUAAAACUCCGUUUAUCAAACAGCUUUCUGUCAUGCCAAUCAAAAGAGAAAGCAUGAUCCUUUUUAUGCAAGAGCCGGACUUUCUGAAAAACAUUAUGUUCGAAACUGGCUGUUUUAUCUCCAUCCCAUCUCUUGGCUUCUCAUUACCAGAGGGGACUGGUGAUAUCAUCAGUUUCCAGGGAAACUCUAUUGAAGAUGUGGAUAAUGCAAUUGACAAGUUCAUGAGUUGCAUUUCCAGCUUUUACAGUGCAAAGUACGAAUUCAAGAUGACGGCUUCAGCCACCGCAGAUGUGAGCAAGCUGUUGAGUUUCAACGAUUCGCUGUCAUUCAUCACCAAUUCCAUUGUGUCCUUGGCCAAAAUCAAUGACAAUUAUGUCUUUCAGGUCGUUGGACGCUCUGACGGGCUCAAACAAGCUGCUACUCCUCUAGCUCAAUUCGCUCCUUAUUUGGAGACUGACUUCGUUAAAAGCACCAUCACUUACCAAAUAGAGCUUUCCAAUAAGGAAAAAGACUUUAUUGCGGGCAAGAAAAACGGAAAAAUCAUCAAAAUCAUGAAUAUGUCAUCGGUGACUAUCAAGCUUCUUCCGUUCACAGACUCCAAUUUCAUUGUGGAGAUAACCUGCGCUGAUCUGAUGGAUUCUGUACUUGGCCUAAGUAUGUUCGAAGACGAGCUUCCGUCCAUCUUGAUUUUUAAUGUCCCAGAGUCGUUCCACAGGCAGAUCAUUGGUGUUGGAGGUCAGACCGUCCAAACGAUUAUGAGAAAGUUCAAUGUGUUCAUCAAGUUCUCAAACUCUUUCGAGUUGAACGAGAAAUCAGAAUCCACCAGCCCGAAUUCGUCCAACUUCCCUCAGUCUUUUGUGAGAAAAAAGAAUGUGAUUAUCAAGUGUCCAGCCAAAAAUAAGUCACAGAUUCCUCUGGCCAAGAUGGAGCUGGAAAAGCUUGUUGAAAAGGUAAUGCACGGUAGCUAUUCCUGUUCGAUUGUCAGACUAACCAGACCACAAUGGAGGCUAUUGACAUCGUCGCAGCUGAAUUGCAACCUGAACCGAAACAGAGUCAAGCCAAGUAAUUUUGUCACGGAACUGGAAAAAACGACCAACACCUUCAUAAAAUACCCGAAGCUUGAUCAUGAAGAGGCCAACCACGACACUGUUAGUCUCGAAAUAUACGGUAUCGAUAACAACUCCAAAAAUUGCUGCUCAGAACUGAUCAAGCUGCUCCCGUGUGAGUAUGAGCUCAAAAUACUCAAAUCGGGACUAUUCAAAGACCUUAUGGAUACGGUGAGCAACACCAAGCGGAUAUUGACUUACCAUUCGAAUCCGCUUCAGCUUGAAUUCCUGAACACUGUUGUGGUUCCUCUUAAGCUUCUGUACAACGUCGAGCUGUUGUUCAAGAGCAACAAAACCACUGACUCAGUGAUUCUCAACUUUUAUCCGGACGCUUUCGGUGUCGACUGGCUCCCAAAGGGAAAACUGAACGAUGAAAUACAGCUGGAAAUUAGUAAGACUGAUUUAUUUAGCCAGAUGCUUGAGAACGUCAAAGUCUUCCUGAAAAAUCAGAAAAUGGAUAUCAUUUCGCAGAGUUUCAAAACGUGUGAGUUUGAUAUUAUUACCCAUGAGCACAGAGUCGAGAAAGAAAACCUGAGCUCAAAAAAGCUCUCCCAGCAAGGACUCGACACAAACGCAUUAUCUUCUGCCUACACUAAGAAAGAAACGUCGUUUCAGCAGCCAAUGCAUCCACCAUCCACAAAGCGUGUUCCGUCUUCGGAAGCACAGCACCAAAACGGAGGCUCUCGUUUCCAACAGACGAUCAACGCAGUGGGUCCGUUCAGCGCACCUGAUUUCAAGUUCACGCCAAUGGGAAAUACCUACUGA